Molecule: messenger RNA, 1662 nt
Organism: Cucurbita maxima (winter squash)
Lineage: Eukaryota; Viridiplantae; Streptophyta; Magnoliopsida; Cucurbitales; Cucurbitaceae
Product: serine carboxypeptidase-like 50
Exons: 1
Coding region: 101-1471 (456 amino acids)
Biological process (GO): proteolysis
Molecular function (GO): serine-type carboxypeptidase activity
Source: RefSeq, a predicted model, not a curated record
UUUUAGGUGACUUUGUGGAGAGUGAGAGCUUAGCGAAGUCAAUGCUCCUCUUCUUCCCCUCAUGGAAUCAUUUCUGCAGAUCUGAACUCAACAAUUCAUCAUGGAUUCAACCAAUGUUCUUCUUUCUGUCUUCUUCUUCUUGUUCUUCGCUUCAUUUCCAGUUCCAGCCACUUCAUCUCCGCCAUUUUUUCCGGCGGAAGCUCUUCCCACCAAAUCAGGCUAUCUCCCGAUCAACCCCACCACCGGCUCCGCCAUUUACUUCGCCUUUUACGAAGCCCAAACCCCAAUUUCUUCCAUCUCAAAAACCCCUCUUCUGAUUUGGCUCCAAGGCGGCCCUGGCUGUUCUUCCAUGAUUGGCAACUUCUUCGAGCUGGGUCCAUGGCGGGUCAAUUUCCACAAAAAAGAAACCGACCCUGUUUCCCUAAUCCCCAAUACAGGCUCGUGGAAUCGAAGAUUUGGGGUUCUAUUUCUCGACAAUCCAAUUGGAACUGGCUUCAGUAUUGCAGCAACCAAAGAUGAGAUCCCUAAAAACCAAUACUCUGUUUCUAAGUAUCUUUUUUCUGCAAUUUCUUCGUUUAUCGAGCAGGAUAUUACGUUUAAGAAUCGACCCAUUUACAUAACAGGGGAGAGCUAUGCAGGGAAAUAUGUUCCCUCAAUUGGGUAUUACAUUUUGAAGAAAAACCCCAAAUUACCUGUUGAUAAGAAGCUCAAUUUAGCUGGUGUAGCCAUUGGAAAUGGGCUAACAGAUCCCAUUACUCAAGUAGCCACUCAUGCGUUGAAUGCAUACUAUUCUGGGCUGAUUAACGAAAGGCAAAAAAAGGAAAUGGAAAUCGCUCAAUUGGAGGCUGUGGAGCUCACUAAAAAGGGGAAUUGGAGUGAGGCCACAAAUGCAAGGAGCAAGGUCUUGAAUUUGCUCAAGAACAUGACAGGAUUAGCCACUUUGUAUGAUUAUACAAGAAAAUCUCCUUAUAAUUCUGAAUUGGUAGCUGAGUUCCUGAGCUUCAAGGAGGUGAAGAGGGCAUUGGGAGUGAAUGAGUCCAUGGUUUUCGAAGAGUGUAGCGAUCUUGUUGGGGAGGUUUUGAAAGAUGAUGUGAUGAAGAGUAUGAGAUAUAAGGUUGAUUAUCUGGUGAAGAACAGUAAGGUAUUGGUUUAUCAAGGGCAGUUUGAUUUGAGGGACGGCGUGGUUUCAACGGAGGCUUGGUUGAAGAAGGUGAAAUGGGGUGAGAUUGAGAGGUUUUUGGGAGCUGACAGAAAGAUUUGGAGUGUUGGAGAUGAGUUAGCUGGUUAUGUUCAGAAAUGGAAGAGUUUGAGCAAUGCUGUCGUGUUGGGAGCUGGUCAUCUUGUUCCUUCUGAUCAAGCUUUGAACUCUCAAGCAAUGAUUGAAGAUUGGGUGUUGGAGAAGGGGGUUUUUGGUGAUGAUAAUGCUGAAGAGAAGAAGCCUUUUGGUGCUAAUGAUUUUGGGGUUUGGUGAUAUAAAAAAAAUGUAUGCUUAUGAUUCCGAUGUUGGACGUUAAUCUAUGAACAGGUUUUAUAUAGACCAUAUAGGCCGAUGAAUCCACACAUCUCGAUUGAAAAAGAAUCAGUAAAAAAAGAAAGAAUUGAAAAUAAUCGUAUGGGAUGUCCUUACUGAUAGUUAGGUAUGCAUACAUUUUGUUUGUUCUA